Closterium sp. NIES-67 is the source of this 2827-nucleotide messenger RNA. NCBI's taxonomy places the organism in Eukaryota, Viridiplantae, Streptophyta, Zygnematophyceae, Desmidiales, Closteriaceae. The record is from the annotation of a GenBank genome assembly.
UCACAUACCGUCUAGAAAUAUUCCCAACGGUCCUAGAUCCAGGGGCAAAAAACCGGUUACCACAAGAUAAGCGCCUAAUAGAAGACCCAGGGUCUUCUAUUACUAGGGGGUCUUAUAUCCGGGCUUUUACGGGUAUUUCUGUGAUGGACUCUCACGCAAGGGCACAUUUGGUGGUUUGUGUCAGGCCUUCUGGGGGGUGCAUGACGAGCAGGCUCGCUUCGAGUCUGACACGAGCUCCGGAACUGUCCAAUUUCGUGGGCAACUAUGUCGUACAGCACGCGUGAGCGCGGUGGUGAGGGCGAACCAUCGAGCAUGCUCUCUCCGCGCCACAUGCGCUCUGCUGCCAGAUUCGUCGUCCACUCCGCCCGCCGAGCAAUCGGCCCGUCGGCUCUCGUCAUGUCGCUGAUCGCGGGGCUGCCCACCCCCGACCACGUGCAUGUCGCUCCCCGCACUGCACCCCUCGCUUUCAGGCGCAUCCCUCUUUUCGCCAUCCGUCCCACCCGCGCAGCGCCUUCAUCCAUCGGCGGCCGACCUGCGGUCUUCGGCACGUGCGACCGAAGAUGCACUUAGCAGCAGUCACAGGUCGUUCAGAACCGCAGCGGCAGGCCUGCAAAGCACGGCUCUCGCUAAUUCCGCUCGAAGCAGCACGGGCGGGAGUACGAGAAGCAGUCUCAGCCUUGCCCUCUCAAGGCGCUUCGUUUCCUCUUCUUCCAAACGCUCAAACGUCACCUCUGAUACGCUCACGUGCGAGUGCCACGUGGCGCGCUUCUACUGACAGCCAGGCUGCUGGCGUCCGUGCUGUGGACUCUUAGUGGGAGGAACUUUCUGAAGACGCUCCCUCGAGAGACCCUGAGCCGCUCUCCCCCUCGUCCGCAGCAACCCUCCCCCCGCCAGCACAUGUAGUGCCUGCAGCACAGCAUAAAAUCUCAGCCGUUGGAUUGAGAUGAUCCAAGGGUCCUGGCGUGCUGCGACCACCGCACUGGGAACUCUCAGCAGCAGCGGCCGCUGCAGGUGGCGGUGCUGCUAAGCGGUGGUGUGGCGUGGAUAGCAGCCUGGCGCUUAGGCUGCUGCACGCGGCGGGGCUUAAGUGUGAGGCGUUUGGCCUGAAGCUGUGGUUCCGGGAGGACUGUGAGAGGUGGCGGUGGCAGUGCCCCUGGGAGGACGACCACGCCAUGGCUCAGGCUGUGGGACCAGGCGCGCUCAUGCCAAUGCUGUGUCAACUGCCAUCCCAUUCCUCCGCUGACUGCGCUUUGCCACCCUGGAUAACCGCGCUCAUGCCCCUCAACUCUCCAGAUCCGUGUGCCACUUGACUUGCUGUUUCAAGGCGCCUCAAGAGCAGCACAGGGAGAGCAGCACGUGUCCCUCUGCGCAUAGUUCAUCUCACAUGUGCCUACUGGCAGUGGGUAGUACUGCACUGUGUGGCAGGGAUUCGCAAUGGCCGCACACCCAACCUGACAUGCUCUGCAGCAACUCACGCAUCAAGUCCGGGGCGUUGGUUGGCGUCGCGUGCGUUCGCUUUCUCGCACUAAGAUACCAUGUCUCUUCUCAUCCCCCCCUCCAGGGUAACCACCUACCACACCUGGUGCGACAGCUAGCAGGCACAUGAGGGUGGUGUGGAGCUGAGGGGGCUCAGGGCCCCUGUGCGUCCAGGUGUUCCCUCCCUCCACAGUCCCAGAUACUUGGUCGCAACAGUCACGCCAACCAGCCCUGUCUUUGUGUCCCGCAGCUACCCACAUCCUAGCAAGUCACGGCGGCACUUCUAGGUGGCAGGAUUCUGCUGGACGCUUGGUGGCGCGUGCAACCCUCUGGCUAAGAGAGGCAACCUCGCAUGCAACGUAAGAGCCAGGCAGCUUCUUGUAAAAGCGGCAAGUCAGCCUGCACCCACCUCUCGUCUGCCAACUCUCAUCGGCAGCUCUGGUGGGGUGGUUGAGCUGGAUGCGGGGCAGCACAUGUGGCCCUCCAUGACGUGGAGGAGAGGGUCCCAGCUGCAACGCGAGAGCAAGGCAGCAUGCACGCGCCAAGUGCGACCGGCAGUUCUGGGUGGGCAGGUUCAGCUGGACGCAGGGCGGCAAGUGGGGUCCCUAGGUGUGUGGACGAACCAACCUGUUGCUAAUGUAGCCAGAAUCUAUGGAGCAGGCACGAGCAGCAGCAGAUCCAUUCAAGGACUGCAGUGCUCUCUCCCCCUCUCGCCGCAGCAGCCCCGGUCACUCUGCUGCUGGACGGCCAGGGCGUGGCUGCCGGCAAGUUUGCUGUUUUUCAUGAUGGUGACACGUGCCUUGCGUUGUCAUGCUGCCCGGGGACCCAGUGGAGGCGGCGGGAGUGGUGGGUGCAGCAGCAGUAGGCAGCAAGAGGUGGGCAGCAAGAGGUGGGCAGCAAGAGGUGGGCAGCAAGAGGUGGGCAGCAAGACGUGGGCAGGAAGAGGUGGGCAGCAAGAGGUGGGGAGGAGCAGGGGGGGCGUUGGGCCUUGUCAGCUGCAGCGUGGGCAACAGUGUGAAGGGGCUUGGCAGGGGUGACAGUUGGCAGAUUUCAAACCACCCGAGACGUGUAGAGGGGGAGUGGAAGGGAAGGUGGGGAGUGAGAAUGAGAGGCUGGAGCUGGAGGAGAAGGCGAGGAGGGAGGAAGUGAAAGUUGGAUUGGGGAUUAGGGAGAAAAGGAAGAGCAAUAAAUAGAAGUAGAAAUAGGGAUUAGUGUAGAACCUAGUCUCAGAGUUAGAACGAAUGAUUAGAAUGAGAGUAUACAGGGGUAUAUAGCUAGUGGGUUGUACUCUCUAUGGCAAGACCCUAUGUAGUCUACUAAACAUACACAAGUAUAUUUGACACACCCCCUA